Mucor mucedo is the source of this 1632-nucleotide messenger RNA. RefSeq lists its product as uncharacterized. Lineage: Eukaryota; Fungi; Mucoromycota; Mucoromycetes; Mucorales; Mucoraceae. Gene Ontology annotation, biological process: RNA 3'-end processing. The coding region runs from base 1 to 1632 and encodes 543 amino acids. The record is from RefSeq and is a predicted model, not a curated record. Gene Ontology annotation, molecular function: nucleotidyltransferase activity. The transcript has 8 exons.
AUGAAAAUAGAAAUAGUUCAGAAGCUUUUAACGAAUAUAAACAUUUACACAAUCGAAAAUAAUGUUGCUGAAUUUGAUUUUGGUACGAAACAAGCAAGUGUGGUACUUCUUGAACAUCUCGAUAGUCAUUUAAAAAAAAUUGUACCUGAAGAGUAUGAAGUUAUGAAAUCUCAAGAAUCUACGUUAUUGGACUUUUUGAUUUCAGAAGAGGUGUAUGAGAGCUCAAAGCGGUGGGUAUACGAAGUCAUGACUAUCGCCCAAUAUGAUAAAGACUUGCGCCGAUUGAAUAAUAAAUCCAGUAGAAUCACUCACAAAAGAAAUGAUAGACUGUUACAAGAAAGUUUAUCUUUCCAAAGAAGAUGUGUACAAGAAGAAAAGAGCUAUCAAAGAGAAAGUGAUAUAAAAAAUUUAACGCUUGAAUUUGACUUGCUAACAAGUACUAUUUAUCAAUCUAGAUCUUGUUAUACUGAAUUAGCUUUUCCUGAAGACAUUUUGAACUUGGGUAUCAUAAUUCCUAGCUGUUCUACCAAAGACGAAAAAAAAUUCGACAAAUUCAAAAAGCGCUAUGAUUGCUUGAAUGAUAUGGACAACUUUAUCGAGUGCUUGCAAAAUAUCGGAAUGGUUGAUAUCGAACGUCGUGACCGUAAAGAUGUUUUUUUAUUUACAGACUCAUUGUCCGGGUACAACUGUCAAAUUGGAAUUGAUAAUCGCAUGCUUUAUGAAAGAGAAAAGUUGAUUGAAACAUAUCUUGAAUUGGAUGAAAGGAUUAGACCGUUGAUAUGUGUCGUCUUUUAUUUCUGCCGAUCGCAAUUAAUCAAAAGAGUGGAGGAUAGAGAUCCGUUUUUAGGCACUUAUUCACUGACCAUCUUGGUAUUAAACUUUUUGAUGAAUGGGUUGGAUAAACCAGUUAUUCCCUGUCUUCAAGAGCUACCGAAAAACAGUACUUGUAACUUUAAGGAUUGUUUGUACAACAAAAACAAACAGUUUGUAGCUACAACAAAAUAUGACAACAUUAUCAAGGAAAUGCGGUUUUUAUAUCACACAUGUGUAAUAAUUAAGAGCGGCAAUGAAGAUUUGAACACUGUAUUGGAAAAUAAAACUACAUGGACUAGCCAUAACAGUGAUAAUUUAGGAACGCUCUUGAUUGCAUUUUUUCGGUACUAUGCUGAUGUAAAAAACAUAACAGGAGGAGUCUCUAUUGCUCAAGCAGGCAGAACGUCUUACCGAAACUCCAGUAUGUCUAUUACUAUUCAAGAUCCGUUUUUGCCCAUCAAUAACAUUUCAGAUUAUGCCAAAACCUGUUUGGGAGAGUUAAAAAUCGAGGUAUCUCAGAAUUCUGUGAUGAUAAAUUGCACCUGGGGUAAGCUUUCCCGUGAUAUCAAGAUGAAAUACAUCAUCAUGUUGGAACGAUUAGCCAAGAAAGCUCACAACAGACUGGGAAAAAGGAACGUGUCAACCCGGGAAUCAGGAUCUUUGUCGGAUGACGAAGAGACUAUUCCCUCUAUUGCUGAACUAGAGGAAGAACGGAAUAGUCCUCUGCACGGCGAUGAGAAUACUGGCGUAGAAGAGCUUGAACAGACUUUAGAAGAUGACCGUAUCCACCGCUCUAGAAGAAAAAUAGCCAGAAGAUAA